UCCAAUCCUCACCCGCAAUUGAGAAAGUACACGGGUUAUGCUCGGCAGUAUGUCCAUCCAAGGCCAUCCACGGAAGCUGCUCAAAUUCCUCAAGAUUUUUACCUGGAGCUCUGGAAACAGAGCCAAUGGUUAAAUGGCCCACCAGGCAGCUGGGAUCUCUUAUUUAUCUAACAGAGGCCCAAGCAAGGUCAGAAGGGAGAGAGGAAGCAACCAAAAAAGAUGCUGAGGAUUUCAAUUUCAUUAGCUUCCACAGAUUGCCAAAGAGCAAUAAACAUUUCAGGAUGCUGAUUUUGAAAAUUUUCUUGGAUCAUUAAAUGACCAAGGUUACUUCUUGCAAAAAGGCCCAAAGGUUUACCACCUUCAAACUGGUAAAUUUUGCUGAAGGACUACCUGGGACCUCCUGGGAUUAUUAAAGAAUAUGGAAAACACAGCCCCCAAACUUCUGGAAGACGAUAUCCCAAAGUAGUAAUAGGAAAGGUGUUGAUUAUAUAUUAUUUUAGUGAUUCUUGUUUGAAACAUUUCUGGUUCUCUGAUGUUUGUUCUUCCAGAUUUAAGAACAUUUUUUCUAAGCUAUCUAUGACUUUCAGAAAUUUGGUAAAAUAUUCCUUUGUAAACACAUAUAAAGCAUUUAUCUUUCAUCCCUACUCCAUCCCUCCAAGAUUCAGAAACUCUCAGUGAGUAUUCUUAUGUUGGGGGCCGGGACACAGACAAGGACAGGAGUGGGGAGAGGAAAUUGACAUGUAUUCUGGGCAGGGUUUGAGGUUUUUGAACUUUUUCUACAAGGAACAGAGUGCAUGCUGCUACAUUUCCUAAUCGUGAACUGAAGUGAACUGGUCACCAUGCGGCUGCUCCUGGCUCUUGCUGUCCUGCUUUUGGAUUCUUCAGUUCACGGUUGUCCUGUGCGGAGAGCCAGGUACCAGUGGGUUUGCUGCAGUCCUGACGGUAAUUCUGCAAACCGCAUGGAUGAGAAGGGGCCAACAUUCAACCUACUUCUCGGUGAAUCCAACAGAAUCCUUCCUCCAAGGACUGACCCUGCUUCAAUGACAAGAUCCCAGAACUUGAAUGAUGUUUUCCCUCUUUCUGAGGACUAUUUUGGAUCUGGCUCUGGCUCUGGCUUCGGAUCAGGAUCUGGAAGUGGCUUCUUAACUGAAACUGAACAGGAAUACCAAGCAGUAGAUGAAAACAAUGUUUUUUAUUACAACUUUAGGCCUCUCAAGAGAAAUCUGCCAUCAGACAACCAGGACUGGGGCCAAGAUGGUCUGUCAGAGAGAGAGGGAACACAAGCACAGUGGGGGGGCGGCAGGCAGAGGGAGAAGCAGGCUUCCCGCUGAGCAAGGAGCCCGACAUGGGACUUGAUCCCAGGACCUUGGGAUCAUGACCUGAGCCAAAGGCAGACGCUCAACCAACUGAGCCACCCAGGCGCCCCUAUACUGUUUUUUUUUUUUUUUUUUAAAUUCAGUUCAAGAAGCAAGUUGACAGGAAUACUUCAUAUCUAAGUCUUCAGAACUGACUCUGUGAAUUACAGAUAUGCCUCUUUUCUUAUGAAAAACCCGGAUGAAACAGUGAAUUUAUGGAGUGGGUAUUUGACAAGACCAGUGUAAUGGUAUUGCUCUAAUGUUACCAUCAGAUGUGUUUGCAGAACUGGUGGACAUUGUUGAGAAGUGUGAUUGCUGUUACAAUUAGAAACUGAAGACCCAAAUUAAAGCAAAAUUGUGCUCUCAGUACUUCCUACUGCUUUGCUUCUUCCCCCAAUAUCUGUGUAUUUUAAAAUCUUACUGUAUUAAAGCAGAACUAUAAUAAUAAGAAAAAGACACAAUUGGAAACAUCAUACAACCAAGCCACUGGAAUGUCGUAUUUGAGAGACAAGCACAGACUCAGAUACGACCAGACAGUUUUUAGGAACUAAGGUUGACUUGGGGCGCCUGAGUGGCUCAGUCGGUUAAGCGGCUGCCUUCAGCU
Molecule: messenger RNA, 1959 nt
Organism: Mirounga angustirostris (Northern elephant seal)
Lineage: Eukaryota; Metazoa; Chordata; Mammalia; Carnivora; Phocidae
Product: serglycin-like
Exons: 1
Coding region: 840-1331 (163 amino acids)
Biological process (GO): negative regulation of bone mineralization; secretory granule organization
Cellular component (GO): secretory granule
Source: RefSeq, a predicted model, not a curated record